UGCGGAGAAGCGACGGCGGGAGCUGGAAUGCCGCUACAUACCGGACAAAUGCCACAUCUUAAAGAGCACCGUGGACCAGAUCCAGCAGAUCAAACGGCGCGAGCAGGAGAAAGCAGCUCUGAUGUCUCCAGAUGAUGAGGUGCAAAAGAGCGACAUAUCGUCAAGCAGUCAGGGCAUGGUGGAGAAGGAAGCCCUUGGGCCACUUCUCUUGGAGGCCCUGAAUGGCUUCUUUUUCGCCGUGAACCGCGAGGGGCGCAUUGUGUUUGUGUCUGAGAACGUCACCAGUUAUCUGGGUUAUACCCAGGAAGAGCUGAUGACCUCCAGCGUCUACAGCAUCCUUCAUGUGGGUGAUCACAACGAGUUUGUGCGCAACCUGCUACCCAAGAGCCUUGUAAACGGUGUGCCAUGGCCUCAGGAGCAAGGCCGAAGGAACAGCCACAUGUUUAACUGCAGGUUGCUGAAAAGACCUCCAGACGAGGUGGACGCAGAGAACCAGGAGGCCCGUCAACAGUAUGAGCUCAUGCAGUGCUUCACGGUCUCUCAGCCCAGAGCGGUGCAGGAGGAGGGUGAGGACCUGCAGAGCUGUUUAAUCUGUAUAGCAAGUCGAAUGCCUCAUCCACCUCAGAUCCCUGUCAGUACAGAGUCCUUCAUCACUAAGCAGGACCCUACAGGGAAAAUCAUCUCUAUUGAGACGAGUGCUCUGAGGGCCACAGGCCGACCAGGUUGGGAGGACCUGGUCAGGAAGUGCAUCUACGCAUUCUUCCAGCCUCAGGGCAAUGAGCCCUCCCAUGCCAAGAAGCUGCUUCAUGAGGUGAUGACCCACGGCAUGGCCAUCAGUCCUCUGUACCAUUUCACACUCAGUGACGGGACGUCCCUCAGUGCGCAGACACGCUGCAAAUUCUGCUGCCCCCCAAACCCAGACGUACAGCCCUUCAUCAUGGGCAUUCACACUAUAGACAGGGAACACAAAACUGCUAGCUCUCAGGAAAACACUACCCCCAGCCUUCUGUCUCCUGCUGCCCCACCUUCCCGCUCACCUGCCCUGCAGCCCUCCAGUGACCUCAGCCUCCAUCUCAACAACAGCAAUGGCACCUGUGCCACUCCUGGACCCCCAACACCCACUCCACCAGGCUACCUAACGCCUGGCCGCGUUGGGCCCUCCCAGCAGGUCAGCAGCCCCUCUGCACUUGGCAGCCCUCUCACUGCCACCCCUACCUCAUUCAUGUCGCCUCGACCUCCACGGGGCAGCCCGGGCCUGGCCAGCAGCCCACGUGUGCCCGGCCAUCCUUUUUCCCCCUCGGCGCCCAGCAUCCACUCGCCCGCUGGCGGACUGACCAGGCAGCAGUCUGGCGGUGACAGUGUCAGUUUCUCUCUCCCCUCUCCCUUACCCCCCAGACAGACUCCGACCCCCAGCAGCUCCCCAGCACGUCAGCCCCCGGCCAAACCGCCGGAAGCAUCCGCUGAUGAGCCUAAAGCUGCUGCGGUGGGCAACCUCAAACUUAACCAGCUCUUGGACGGUGCCCCUGAACAUGACUCCCAACCCCGUCCCGCACCCAUGGCCCAGUGUCCGGCUUCUCACAGCAGUCUGACUGAGCGGCAUAAGAUUCUGCACCGCCUGCUCCAGGACAGCAGCCCUGCAGAUGCAGGCAAGGAGCACGACAUUAAGAACGAGCCUCCGACAAGUCCCAACACAGCCUUGGUGGCACGGGGACUUGGGAAGGAAACCCAGGACCACCAGCUGCUACGCUUUCUGCUGGAUACGGAUGAAAAGGACUUGGAGGACUUGCCGCCUCCGGCCAUCCUCAGCCUCCAUACUGUCAAGGUAAAGGCAGAGAAGAAAGGGAGCAGAGAGAAUGUGCUCUGUGCCGCUGCUGCUGCUGCCGCUACCACCGUGUCUGCAGUCGCUUGUUCGCCUCAAUCCAGUGACAAGCCCAGCCCGCAGUUUCCCAGUACCGAUCUGGACACUUUGAACCAGCUCUUGCCCACUUUGAGAAGCUCGGUGGGAGGUAAAGCAGUAGAGGAGCCAGUGCUCGUCCAGCCCAGUGAGGACAACCUUUCCAUCGGGUUGAAUGUGAAGAGAGAGUCACCAGGAACAUCAAGCAGAGCAUUCCCUGAUGGAUCAAACCUCUCAAAUCAGUCCUCUUUUGAGUUCUGCGACCCCUCUACACCAAACCAGGGUCAGGUCCAGGUGCCGGAUCUUGGGCAGACAGACCUGUUUCAGUCACCCAAGGAGAGCAGCAGCCCCUUUGCCAAUCCAACCAGCCUCAACUCUUUCAACACCAACACAGGUCUGGCCAAGCUGGAGCUUCCUGAGUCUCAGCAGUUCCAGCCCUUGUCCCUGGUUGAACCAAUGACCUUCGAUAACAAUUUGGGCAACCAGACACAGGCCCCUCUGUCCUCUCCUCAAGAGCAGUGUGUUCCAUGUCCGCUGGAUGAGAUGCUGUGUCCACCCAACACACCUGAGGGCUGUAACGACGAGAAGGCCCUGCUGGAGCAGCUCGUCACUUUCUUGAGCCGCACUGACGAGAGUGAGUUGGCCGAGCUGGACAGAGCGUUGGGCAUCGACAAGAUUGUUCAAUGUGGAUGCCUCGAACCUGUCACCCAGACCUUUCCUCAGUCUCAGCCUCCAACACCUGUACCCAUGGACCCCAAGCUGCCCAGCUACCCCUCUCAGUUCCCCACCUCACCCUCACAGUUUCCUGCUGAGAUGGGCACAGCACAGGGCAUGGGUUUCGGGGCCCCACGGAUGGCGUUUCCAGGCAACGUGGGCAUGACGGUGCGGCCCGGCAUGAAUCGAGCUCCUGGUGUGCCCAACCAGCUGCGGCUACCUCCCAACCAGCUGAGACUCCAGCUCCAGCAACGUUUGCAAGGCCCACAGCAGCUCCAGAACAGACUUGCGGCCAUGGGUCAGUUCCCACAAGGGGGGCAUGUUGCCAUGGGGAUGCGUCAGGGCAUGCAGCAGCCUCAGAUGCCCUCUCAGCCUCCACUCAACGCUCAAAUGAUGGCCCAGCGGCAGCGGGAGCUUUAUAGUUUCCAGCACCGCCAGCGGCAGCUUAUGCAGCAGAAGGUAUUGCUGAUGAGGCAGGGGAUGAACACAGGACCUCUGGGGGCUCAGCGAGUUCCUAAGGGCCCCCAGCAGCAACAGCCACCACAGCAGCAGCAGUUCGGUUUUUCUCCAGGCUAUAACGCCGUGCCUGGGAACACCCCUACCUCUCCGAGCCAUUUUAACCCCAUGGGAGGACCUCUGGACCCCACGCUACCUACCAGGGGGGGCAUGGGAAACCAAGGCAUUAUGGGAGGCAUUCAAGGGCAAUUUGGGGGGCCUGUGAACACUCCUGUUCAGCAGGGACUUUUCCAGCAGUUUGGGGGGUCUGGCAUGAUCCAGCAAGCAGAUCCAUCCUUCGCUCCUGAGCUUAGUCCAACCAGCCCCCUGCUUUCACCUCAGAACUCCACCUCCCAGAGUCCUCUGCUCCAGCAAGCGCAGCCUCCACCUGGUUAUCAGUCACCUGACAUAAAGAAUUGGCAGCAAGGGGCCAUGGGCAACAACAGUAUGUAUAACCAGGCAGGCCAGCCUGUCUCUCAGAGCUUUGGGCAGCAAGGCGUGUAUAACAACAUGAGCAUCACCGUGUCAAUGGCUGGAGGGUCAGGAGCGGUGAGCACUCUACCUCCUAUUGGACCAUCUGUCGGCAUGGGCAACAAUAACCUUGGCAACGUCACUUCAAUGUGUAACGAUCAGGUACAGCAGGUUCAGGUGUUCGCUGAUGUCCAGUGCACGGUAAACCUGGUGGGAAGUGACUCCUACCUUAACCAGUCUGGGCCCAUCGGGUCCCAGAAGGGCCCGAGCGGGACCCCCACAGCCCAGUCUCAGCAGAAGAGCCUCCUCCAGCAGCUCCUGACCGAGUGAGUCGCCCACCGUCUGCCAGAGGACUGUCUCCACAUGUAGAGAUUUUUAUUCUUCACCUUUGGUUUCUAUACAGUAUAUCUGCAGGGUCAGUGUCUGGGCUCAGGCUUGUGAGGUUUCAUAGCCGUU
This is a messenger RNA of Sinocyclocheilus anshuiensis, 4030 nucleotides long. Its product is annotated as nuclear receptor coactivator 1-like. The transcript is spliced from 18 exons. Gene Ontology annotation, molecular function: nuclear receptor binding. The annotation marks the transcript as partial. Gene Ontology annotation, cellular component: nucleus. The record is from RefSeq and is a predicted model, not a curated record. Lineage: Eukaryota; Metazoa; Chordata; Actinopteri; Cypriniformes; Cyprinidae. Gene Ontology annotation, biological process: cellular response to hormone stimulus; positive regulation of transcription by RNA polymerase II.